AGGAGCAUUUGAACACAACAUAGACUACAGUAACUGUCAUGGCGUCUUCCUUGAAGGGGGUUUGGUAUCCUUAACAGUAACUGCUAUCAUAUUUUUAGGUUCCUCUCCUAACGUAGUAUAGCGUAAAGAGGUUAAGAGCUGCCGAUAUCUGAUAUGGGGACAGUCCAUGCUAAGAGUCUGGAUCCUCUUCCAAUGCAUGGCAGGGAUUUAGGUAUCAAUAAUGAUGAUUUGAUGGAGCCUCCAGAACAUGAGCAGGAGUCCAAGCAGGAGAUAUUGGAAAACAAAGAUGUAGUCGUGCAGCAUGUCAACAUCCAGGGUCUGGGGAGAACCAAAGAGGAUCUGCUUGGCUAUGAGAUUUCAGAUGUUUUCCUCGCCAGAAAUCUCAUUGAUGUGAUGAAAAAAGCUCAUCUUGCUAGGCAGAGGCUUCUGCGCCUGGGAAUUUUCAAAGAUGUAGAGGUUCUCAUCGAUACAUCUGAAGGUACAGAUGCUCUGCCUAAUGGUUUGGAUGUAACUUUUGAAGUCACGGAGAUAAAGAGACUAACUGGAUCCUACAACACCAUGGUUGGCAACAAUGAAGGAAGCAUGGUCCUGGGCCUGAAGCUACCUAACAUGUUUGGCCGGGCUGAGAAACUCACCUUCCAGUUCUCUUAUGGGACGAAGGAAACAUCAUAUGGCCUAUCCUUCUUCAAACCACAGCCAGGAUACUUUGAGCGCAAGUAUGGCCACAACCUCACUCUUAACAUGUAUAAAGUCACCGGACAGUUUCCAUGGAGCUCCUUAAAAGAGACUGAUAGAGGCGUGUCUGCUGAACUAAGUUUUCCUUUUGGGAUGACCAACCACACACUCAAAUGGGAGGGUGUGUGGAGGGAGCUUGGCUGUCUUGCACGCAGUGCUUCGUUUGCUGUGCGAGAGGAGAGCGGACACUCAUUAAAAUCUGCCAUUUCGCACACUAUGUCAGUGGAUACAAGAAACUCUGCAAUCUUUCCCAGCAGAGGUGCCUUACUUCGCAUCAAUCAGGAGUUGGCUGGAUACACUGGAGGAGAUGCCAGCUUUUUGAAAGAGGAUUUUGAACUGCAGCUCAACAGACGUCUGUUUUGGGAUUCUGUGUUGUCUCUUUCACUGUGGGGUGGUAUGCUUUAUCCCAUUGGAAGUGAGACAUCUUGCAUUGCUGACAGAUUUUACCUUGGUGGUCCAACCAGUGUACGAGGCUUUGGCAUGUACAGCAUUGGGCCCCAAAGUGAAGGUGACUAUCUGGGUGGGGAGGCCUACUGGGCAGGUGGGCUGCACCUCUAUACCCCUCUACCAUUCAGACCUGGAAAGGGAGGCUUUGGAGACCUAUUUAGAACACACUUUUUUCUAAAUGCAGGCAACCUCUGCAACCUCAACUAUGGUGAUGGUCCCCAGGCACACCUUCAGAAGCUUGCAGAGUGCAUUCGUUGGUCGUAUGGAGUGGGAAUUGUGCUGCGGCUGGGAAACAUUGCUAGACUUGAGCUCAAUUAUUGUGUGCCUAUGGGGGUUCAGAGUGGAGACAGGAUAUGUGAUGGUGUCCAAUUUGGAGCAGGAAUUCGCUUCCUGUGACAAUGCCCCCUCUACUUCUGCAAAAUAUGAUAUAAAAAGAGAGAGCAUCUUGUCACUAAUCACUUCUUACUCUUUGUAAAGCGUGAAACACCUGCAUGGAUCUUGCGUUGUAGGAAAAUGAGUCUGACCUCCCCAAAUCCUUUUUACUUACCUUUGACGUUCUUAGACAACAAACUGUCAAUGCUGGGCUAUACAGCUACAUAAGCAUUUCAUAAAUAAUUUGAUUUGAAAGUAUAAACCAUAUUAAAGAUAAGAGUUCUGAGCAUUAUCCCCAGAAAAUGGUCAAAUUGUUGGUGGUUUUGUUUUCUUUUUCUUUGCAUUGUCCACCGCUGGUAUUUUAUUUGUGGUAAAUUUGUCCACCAGUCUUUUCAGCUACUGUAUUCACUGGGGUUAUGCAAAGAGAGAUUUUUGGCAUCCCUUUUUGUCUUUGAGACCCUUUCUAAUCCAGAAGCAUAAUGUAUGAAUCAGAGUUGUAAAGUUAACAUUUUUUACAAACUAUUGAUAAGUUAAGUUUUACUGGAUUUGAUUUUCAGUGUUCAUCACUUGGGCUAGUUGCAGAGGUGAAACUCUUCCCCUGAUAAACAUUCACCUCAUGUGUUUAUACUGUUUGCCUUGUUUUUGAUGUAGUCAAAGUUAUUGAUGAUAAAUUAAAUUUGCUCCCUUGGUCUAUUUUUUUCUUUGAUUUCUACUGUCUUGAAUUGAGCAAAAUUAUUUAAUGGAGGGCAUCAGUUCUGUGUCUGGCAGACUGAUUGAUAUAUUUUAUGUUUCCUACCAAAAAGAGCUAUUUCCUGGAGAUACAGUAGUUUCUUAUAAACUUAGUAUUAUUUGACUGAACUGUGCAGGAUUUUUAAAUUUGGUUUAAACGGAUUUUAACAUCAGUUAACCACGACUGAAAGAUUUUGAAACUUGUAUUUAUAUUGUAAAUAUAUCAGUUAAAGGAACAUCCAGGUCAGAAAAAAAUACUACCAGGUCUUCAAAUUGAAGCUUAGCCUGAAUAUGAUUCUUACAUAGUAGCUCUAUGAUUUAUUGCACGCCCCUUUUGAUUUUGAUAUGUAUGUCAGUAUGUUGCCCUGCUAGCUCUCAGCCAAGAGUUUGAACCUUUGCUCCUCAGGAACUUGUUUGGGGCUGUUGAGUGUGGAUUUGGCAAGAUUCAGUGAUUAAAACUUGUUCUGUGUGAGAGUUACGGCAGGUGUACACCAGAGGGGUGCUGCAAAGCAAACAGCUACAACGUAAGACCAACAAGAAAAUUAAUGUAUUUUAUUCUUGUGCUUACUGUUUUGGGUUUUUUGGGAAAUCCCAUGGAUGAAAGAGAAAAAUAAAUUAGAAUAGACUUCAAUGAGUGAAAUUAUAAACUAGUUGACACAAGGUUAGAAUGAUUUGUUGGCGAUUUAGUUUACAUUUUGGAAUAUGUAUAUUAUUAGCUACCCUUAUUCUGCUUAAGAAUUCACUUUAUGGGCAAAAUGUGUGAAAGUCACGUAAACAUCUUUCAGUUUUUCUUGGCAAGGGUUUCUUGAUUUUGGAUAUAUUCCAGAUGGUCUGUUGUAAGGUCAUGUAACGUACUGUAAACUAAGAAAAUUUGAAAGCAAAAGAAAAUGUUGAACUAAUCAUUAACGGAUCCCAGCUGAAAUUGAGCAAGAGCAGCUUAUUACUCUAACAGGUCAUUAGUCCAUCAUUGGGCAGAUGGUGAGCAUGGUAAUAUGUAUGUGGAAUACAGUUGGAUACCCAUGUCAUUGCAAGUCACUAUACUAACAUGACAAGUAUUUCUGAUAUGGUUGGAGUAUUUUCCCGUGUAACUGUUUUUUACACAUGAAACCCAUGCUUUGCUUGAGGGCCAAAUAAAGCAUUUAUUGAGCACUAACUGUGAUAACUUAGUUUUGGUCACUUUAUAGAAAAAAGUAUAUGUAUAUGUUAAAUGUUUAAUAGUCUUGAAUUUACAAAUGACUACAGCAAAACACAUGACAGAACUACAGUUACUAUCAUGGCCUUUGCAAGUUGAUCAGCUUCCUAAAUGUAACCCUGCUUACGGCAUGUGCAACAUGACCGCGCACGUAACAAGGAGACACGUAGUAACCCAAAGCGCUGGUGGCGAGUAUAAUCUGGCUCUAGCAAGCGUGUACCACAGCAACUGAGUCUGUGUCACGUCACGCGCACUACAACACACUUAAGGGGUUGGUGGGGACAGUUGCGUGGAAACAUCAUUUGAAGGUUGGAGAAAUUUUUCACCAUUCGGAAUUCAUUUAUUUAUUUAUUUAUUUUUAUACAAAACGCCGCCAUUAUGUUGUGGACGGCGAAUCAAGUCUUAAGGAAAUUCUCCUCCUCGUCCCAUUACUACCAAAAUAAGCUUAAACUAGCUAUAAUUGGGCAGAGCCUAUUUGGACAGGAGGUAUACAGCAACCUGAGGAAAGAUGGUCACAAGGUUGUGGGUGUCUUCACAGUUCCUGACAAAGAUGGCAAAGCAGACCCCUUAGCUGUGGCAGCAGAGAAGGAUGGAACUCCAGUUUUCAAGUUUCCGAGGUGGCGAGUUAAGGGGAAGCCUAUUCCGGCAGUGGUGGAGGCUUAUCAAGCAUUGGGUGCAGAGCUCAAUGUCAUGCCCUUCUGUUCCCAGUUUAUCCCUAUGAAUGUCAUCAACCACCCAAAGCAUGGCUCAAUCAUCUACCACCCUUCUAUCCUGCCCUUACACAGAGGAGCCUCUGCCAUCAACUGGACACUUAUCCAAGGUGAUAAAAAAGCCGGAUUCACAGUGUUCUGGGCAGAUGAUGGACUGGACACAGGCCCUAUUUUGCUCCAGGGAGAAUGUCCUGUUGAGCCUAAUGACACUGUGGAUACACUGUAUAACCGCUUCCUCUUCCCUGAGGGCAUCAAAGCUAUGGUGCAAUCAGUGCAACUUAUUGCUGAUGGAAAGGCACCUCGAAUUCCCCAGGCUGAAGAAGGAGCGAGCUAUGAGGGUAUUCAGAAAAAAUCCAAUGCCAGGGUUGACUUGGCCCAGCCAGCUGAGGCCAUCCAUAACUGGAUCCGUGGCCAUGACAAAGUCCCAGGGGCUUGGACUAUCAUUGAUGGUCAGGCCGUGACUCUUUAUGGCUCAUCCAUGAUGGGGACCUCAAUACCAGCUGGUGAGCCUCUGGAAAUUGAGGGGGCCUCCCAAACGGGUAUUGUUUCAAAGAAUGGGCUCAUCUUGCAUGGAACUGAUGGAAAAGCUCUCCUGGUGAAGAAUCUACAGUUUGAAGAUGGAAAGAUGAUCCCUGCUUCCAAGUACUUCUCUUCUGGAAAAAGUUCCAACAUAGAGUUGACUGAUGAUGAAAAUAAAAUGGCAGAUGUGAUCAAGAUCAUCUGGAAAGGCAUUCUAAGCAAUGUACCAGUCAUUGAGGACAACACAGACUUCUUUAAGUCCGGAGCUGCAUCCAUGGAUGUUGUUAGGUUAGUGGAGGAAGUAAAGCAGAAAUGUGCUGGUGUCCAAAUACAGAACGAGGAUGUGUAUAUGGCUACCACAUUUCAGGACUUCAUCCAGAUGUUUGUUCGCAAGCUUCGAGGCGAGGAUCAGGAGGAAGAGCUGGCGAUUGACUAUGUAACCAAAGAAGUAAACAGCAUGACUUUAAAAAUGCCACAUCAGUGUUUUAUUGAUGGCAAGUUCGAAGAUGCAGAAGACACCAAGACCUAUGAUACCAUUAAUCCAACAGAUGGAUCUGUCAUCUGUAAGGUAUCCUAUGCCUCAGUGGGAGAUGUGGAUCGGGCAGUGGCAGCUGCUAAAGAAGCUUUUGAUAAUGGACCAUGGGGCAGGAUGAACCCAAGAGACAGAGGAAGUCUGCUAUACAAACUUGCAGAUCUCAUGGAGGAACAUCAGGAAGAAUUGGCCACAAUUGAGUCCAUUGAUUCAGGAGCUGUGUAUACAUUAGCUCUCAAGACACAUGUUGGCAUGUCCAUUCAAACGUUCCGCUACUUUGCUGGCUGGUGUGACAAGAUCCAGGGCAAGACCAUUCCAAUUAACCAAGCCAGGCCCAACCGAAACCUGACCUUCACUAAGAAAGAACCCCUGGGGGUGUGCGCAAUAGUUAUACCGUGGAAUUAUCCUCUCAUGAUGCUGGCUUGGAAAAGUGCAGCCUGUCUAGCAGCUGGAAACACACUUGUUCUCAAACCUGCACAAGUUACUCCACUGACUGCGCUGAAGUUUGCUGAGCUUUCAGUGAAAGCUGGAAUACCCAAAGGAGUCAUCAAUAUUUUGCCAGGCUCUGGCGGAAUGGUGGGACAGCGUCUCUCAGAUCACCCAGACAUUCGCAAGCUGGGGUUCACUGGCUCUACGCCAAUAGGCAAACAGAUUAUGAAGAGCUGUGCUCUUAGUAAUCUGAAGAAGGUUUCUCUUGAGCUUGGAGGAAAAUCACCUCUUAUCAUCUUCAGUGACUGUGACUUGGACAAAGCUAUUAGAAUGGGCAUGAGUUCCGUGUAUUUCAACAAGGGUGAAAAUUGCAUUGCUGCUGGCCGUCUGUUUGUUGAGGAGUCCAUACAUGAUACUUUUAUCAGCCGAGUUGUGGAGGAAAUCAAGAAGAUGAAAAUUGGAGAUCCUCUAGAUCGCUCCACAGAUCAUGGCCCACAGAACCACAAAGCCCACUUGGACAAACUGCUGGAGUACUGUGAGACUGGUAUAAAGGAGGGAGCAACACUGAUCUGUGGAGGCAGACAGGUGAACAGGCCAGGUUGUUUCAUGGAGCCCACUGUUUUCACUAAUGUGGAGGACCACAUGUUCAUUGCCAAGGAGGAGUCAUUCGGCCCUAUUAUGGUGGUCUCAAAGUUCAAAGAUGGUGAUGUGGAUGGUGUGCUUCAGAGAGCCAAUGACACUGAGUAUGGCCUGGCAUCAGGCGUAUUCACCCGUGACAUUAACAAGGCCAUGUAUGUGAGUGAACGACUGGAGGCUGGAACCGUGUUUAUAAACACAUACAACAAGACUGAUGUUGCUUCACCUUUUGGUGGUUUCAAACAGUCAGGGUUCGGCAAAGAUCUUGGAGAGGAUGCUCUCUUGGAAUACCUCAAGACAAAAGCAGUUACUGUGGAGUACUGAGACUUAGACCUAGCCAGUGAAUUCAGACGCACACCUCAACGGGAAACAAAUAGUAUGGUGCAAAUUUUUUUCAUACAUUGUGUGCUAGUACUGCAUUGAAAAACAGUUUGUUUGUUUUUUUACUUGAGAGCAUGGUUGUGUCACAGAUCAGAGGAAAUGCCUGUCUUUUUUUGGUUUUCUCUGAAAAUUCACAUGAUUUAGAUUUGCUACUGUUUAGAUUUGCUACUUAUAAAUCUGUUUGGAUUUAUAAGCAAUAAUUUAUUUAGUGAACAAACGUAGGAGUUGGUUUAACAUCCAGAGCAAAACAUUCUUUUCUAUCUACGGAAGCUCAAGUUUUUUGUUAUUACCUGUAUGGAUUCAAGCAAGAGAAGUUUUGCCUUUCUCCUUAACUUGUGAUUCUGCCAUGAUUUUUCCAUAACAUUUUCUUGGGGAACUGUAGAGAUUGACAUUGCAUUUAAUUUAUGGACAUACAUUGAUUUUGAAUUCUGCCAAUGAAACACAGAAUAGUUGAGCUAAACGUUAAAAAUGAUUUAUGAAAUUUAGAUUUCAGUCUUAUGGAACAGCAGUUGUUUCAGAAACGACUCACUCUAUGAUCAUUGAUAAAAUAAUUGGUUAAGAAUUGCAAUGUUCAAUAAAUGUCCUGCUUUGGUGCUAAGAUUUCUUUUGGUGUCAUUACAUAAUAUCAAUCAUCUCCAUGAGACUUAAUAGUCAGUAACUACAUAUUAAUUUGAGUUAAUAUGUGGUCACUUCAAUGUUUUAUUUUCUUACACUCAAUUUCUUGACUUGGUUGUCCACUAGAUUAUUCAAGAUGCCAUAGAUGUCAUGCACAUUCUAGCAAGGUUUUUGAAAUUUUGAUAGAUGUAUUGUAGAAAAUAUAAAUAGUAAGUUGUAAUCAGCUAGUUUGAGAAAGAAAUGGCAUUAAUUAAUUAACUUAUUUUUCACUAUAUAAAGAUUACAGAAUAUAUUAACUUUUUUGAUACCCAAUACAUGAUUGUAAAAAAAAUAGGAUUGUGGGCUGUCUCUUGAUCUCCAUCUGUACUUUGCAUAAUACAUGUAUUUCUCACAGUUUCUUCAAACAUCCUAACUGUAAACAUUCAUUCUCUUUCCAAUGCCAAAUUUGACUGUAAAUAUUGCAUUUUAAAAUUGGAUAAAAUGAGGAUUUCAUAUAUUUUUUAAUCUUUAUUUGUCAUAAGAAGAUUUAUAUAUUUUAACAACACAUUGUAUUCAGUGACGACACUCUAGGUAGACUUUUUAUAAGUAUUUCAAAUUUGCUCUGUGAAAUGGAAGCAGGGGCAAUGAAGCAAGUAUUGUAUCUUUCAUUGUCCAGUGAAAUAGAGAGAUCUUUAUAAUGUAUAUUCUAAAUAAAGCUAUCUUCUUUCUGCAAUCUAUUUUGGGAAUAAAAAAUGUUUUUUAUUUAUUUGUGUAGA
This is a messenger RNA of Menidia menidia (Atlantic silverside), 8052 nucleotides long. The record is from the annotation of a GenBank genome assembly. NCBI's taxonomy places the organism in Eukaryota, Metazoa, Chordata, Actinopteri, Atheriniformes, Atherinopsidae.